Cladophialophora bantiana CBS 173.52 is the source of this 783-nucleotide messenger RNA. RefSeq lists its product as uncharacterized. NCBI's taxonomy places the organism in Eukaryota, Fungi, Ascomycota, Eurotiomycetes, Chaetothyriales, Herpotrichiellaceae. The record is from RefSeq and is a predicted model, not a curated record. The transcript has 2 exons. Bases 1 to 783 code for a protein of 260 amino acids.
AUGGUCAUAUCCAAGAUUCCUGGCCUCAACUAUCUAACACCCCUGACACUACUCGUUGCGCGAUCAGCAAUUUUUCUUUUGCUGUUGAGGAGCCACAUCUCGUACCAGAGAAUGAGUUUCUCUGGUAUCAAAAAAAAUUAUAUGGGAAGAUAUGGAACCACGAUAGUCGGUGAUAUUAAUGAUUCCGUUAAUAUCGGGCCGCCUAAGGCAGAAGAAACCACGACUGCUCAUUCUCCUCAAUAUGUUACACAUAUUCCUCAACGGCAAGCAGCUGAACUCUGGCCUAUACAUCAUAAUAUCACGGUCCAAUAUCUCGAUUCGGCCGCCCGUCCUUAUCUUUUUGCACAUUUUGCUUGGGCAAUCCUUCUUCAAGUCAAACCAUUCGUCACCGCCAGCUUUUCACGUCACGUUAUUCGAAUCUCGACGAACGGCGAAGGCAAGGCGGAAUACAAACUGGAGCAUCUCAGCGGGCUACAGCUUCAGGAUUAUUACGGUGGCAGAGAAUCACAAGGCGCAACCCCAAAGAGAAAAUCAAAUACUGAUACUGUGGGAGAUGAGGAUGAUUUUAUGGGGCCAUCUGGCGAGGACAGUGAUGUUAAUAUGGAUAAUGGCUGGGAGGAUACGAUGGAUGAGCGGCAACAGCGGGGGAAGGAGAGAAGAAAGCAGACAUCGAACGAAACUAUGGUUGAGGAAGACAAUCGGGCACAAGUAUUAUCACAACUCAAGACACGAUUUGAAGAGGCCUUGGGAGGAGGUAGAGAUGACAUUCCCCAACAAAGAUAG